This is a messenger RNA of Suillus clintonianus, 2325 nucleotides long. Its product is annotated as Metallo-dependent phosphatase-like protein. Gene Ontology annotation, cellular component: Mre11 complex; nucleus. The transcript is spliced from 16 exons. NCBI's taxonomy places the organism in Eukaryota, Fungi, Basidiomycota, Agaricomycetes, Boletales, Suillaceae. Gene Ontology annotation, molecular function: 3'-5'-DNA exonuclease activity; manganese ion binding; DNA endonuclease activity. Gene Ontology annotation, biological process: telomere maintenance; double-strand break repair via homologous recombination; mitotic G2 DNA damage checkpoint signaling. The record is from RefSeq and is a predicted model, not a curated record. Bases 1 to 2136 code for a protein of 711 amino acids.
AUGUCAGACAACGAGGCGCCGCCGCCGACAAUCGGCAAUGCCUACCCGGAGGAUACCAUGAGGAUUUUGGUUGCAACAGACAAUCAUAUCGGGUAUCUUGAGCGCGACCCAAUUCGUGGACAAGAUUCUAUCAACACCUUCAAGGAAAUUCUUCAGCUUGCUGUCAAGCACGAUGUUGAUAUGAUUUUACUCGGCGGUGAUCUAUUUCACGAAAACCGCCCGUCACGCGACUGCUUAUACCAGGUUAUGGCCCUUCUCCGGGAGUACACACUUGGAGACAAGCCUGUUCAAAUUGAACUCCUUAGCGAUCCAAAUGACGGACGAGCAGAGGGAUACAGCUUCCCAGCGGUCAAUUACGAAGACCCGAAUCUCAACGUUGCCAUUCCCGUCUUUAGCAUUCACGGCAAUCACGACGAUCCACAAGGUGCUGGGCCUGAAGGUGCUCUUUGUGCACUCGACGUCCUCUCUGUAUCCGGGCUCAUAAACUAUAUGGGCAAGUUCGACCUCCCACUAUCCAGCGCGUCGAAUCCCAACCCUGCGGAGGGUGAUUCGGGUAUAUCUAUCCGCCCCGUUCUCCUUCGCAAAGGUCAAACUCGCCUUGGUCUCUACGGAGUUGGCAAUGUCAAAGAUGCACGGAUGCACUUCGAACUCCGCAGCAAUCGUGUGCGGAUGUACAUGCCUAGGGACAAGGAUGACUGGUUCAACGUGCUUGUGGUACACCAAAAUCGUGUUCCCCACCCUCCAACUCCAGCUGUACCAGAAGGCCUAUUUGACGACAGUAUCGACCUCGUCGUUUGGGGCCACGAGCACGAUUGCCGCAUUGUUCCUGAACCCGUCGCUGGUCGUCCAUACCAUGUCACGCAGCCCGGGUCGAGUGUGGCUACGAGUUUGGGCGAGGGCGAGGGAUUGGAGAAACACGUUGCCUUGCUCCAAAUCCAUCACAAAGAAUUCGAGCUUAAACCCCUUCCGUUGCGUACUGUACGUCCGUUUAUGUUGGGCGACGUUUUUCUCGCGGAGGCGGCCGAAGAGGAGGGGUUUGAUGUGACCGACCAAAUUGCUGUGGGGAAGUUUUUAAGAGCAAGGGUAAAUGCUCUCAUUGACCAAGCGAACCAGUUAUGGGACGAGCGCAACGCACACGCGGUGGAAGAAGGCGAAGAGGAGCUCCCACGUAUGCUGCCGCUUGUACGGCUCAAGGUCGACACCACUAACGUUCCCGCAAUGUCCAAUCCCAUCCGAUUCGGACAAGAAUUCACUGGGCGGAUUGCAAACCCACGCGACGUGCUCGCUUUCCACCGAUCCAAAGCACGCUCCACUGCCUCCCGUACCGCAACCUCUGCGGACCAGCCCGAACUGUCCAUCGACGAUCCAGACCUUACGACAAGCGAAAAAUUGGCGAAAGUGCGUGUGCAAACAUUGGUACAGGAGUAUUUGGCGGCGCAGGAACUGCAGGUCCUUGGUGAGGCAGGGAUGAAUGAGGCGAUUAGAAUGUUUGUGGAAAAAGAUGAUGGGUGGGCUAUACAAACACACGUCUCGAGCGCUCUGCGCGCGCUCAUGAAAGGUGUACAGGAGAAUGGGGAGGUAGACGAGGAGGAGCUAGAUGACGUUCUCGUCAAACUCAAGGAGCAGCACAACCAGGAAUACGUGGAAAAAGCAAAGAUGGGGAGGACAGGCAAGGGAAAGGGCAAAGGAAAAGCCUCCGCCCCAGCCGACUCCGACGCCGACUCAAUGCUCAUGGACGUUGAUGGCGGGGAAGAGGACGGGUCAGACUUUGAAGAACCUGCGCCCCCGCCGAAAAAGAAGAAAGCUGCACCUGCGAAAAAGGCUGCGCCGGCAAAGAAAGGGAGGGGAAAGAAGGUUGUUAGUGAAUCUGAGGAAGCUGUAGAAUUAGACGAAGAUGACGAUGAGGAGGAAGAUGAGGCACCACCGAAAGUUAUGAAGAAGACAAAUCGUGCUGCGGUAUUGAGCCAACAAGCAAAGAAAGCUCCUGCGAAGAAGACAGCUACGACGAAAGGGAAGGCAUCGUCGUCUGCACAGAACACAUUGAGUUUUGCGCCGUCAGGGCGGACCUCUACACGAGCCGCGGCCACACGGGCAAAGGGGAAAAUGGCCAAUGUGAUCGAGGUGGAUAGCGAUUGAUUGCUCAAUUUCUUCUUCUCAUCAGAAUACACCAGAAGAAUGGUAUCUUCACACUUUUUACCAGAUUACCAAAUCUGACGCACUGGGGCCCGCAGGUGCAACUGGUAGUUAGGCUCUAAGUUUAUGAAAUAAAAGCCUAUGGACAAUGAUGUGCGGUCAUAAGUUCAAGCUGCUCGCUAAUUUCUCGGA